AUGGUAAAAGUCUUCUUCUGGAACUUUAUCUCUGCAGCUUCAACUGGACAGGUGACUGGUGACCAUGGAGUCUAUGCCAAAAUGGCAGACUCUGCUCCUGUACAUUUGGCUGAAAGUGCGCUUAUAUCACUGCAAGAAGUUACAGGAUUACCAUGGUGGGCCAGCAUUUUAUGUACAACUGUUGUGCUCAGGACAGCGGUAACCCUCCCUCUGUCCAUAUAUCAGAUGAACAUUUUAGCCAAGGUGGAAAAUUUGCAGUCAGAGAUUGCAAGUUUAGCAAAACAGCUUCAUUAUGAGGUAUCUGUCUAUGGAAAACAGCAAGGAUGGAGUGAAAAAGAUUCCAAAUUUCAUUUUCGCAAAAACAUGAAAAGAAUAGUAACUGAUCUAUAUGUUCGGGAUAACUGUCAUCCCUUUAAAGCCAGCCUGAUUAUGUGGAUCCAAAUCCCCAUGUGGAUAUUUGUGUCUGUAGCUCUGAGGAAUUUCAGCUUUUGCACGAGUGGAUCCACCACAGGGAUGAUGCUUCACAAGCAACUACAGGAAGGAGGAGCACUCUGGUUUCCAGAUCUCACAGUUCCAGAUUCUACUUGGAUCCUCCCAAUAUCUUUGGGUUUAAUCAACUUGCUGAUUGUAGAGAUGUUUGCUCUUCGUAAGAUUGAGUUGUCUAAAUUUCACAGAUACAUAACCAACCUUAUUCGGACAGUGUCUAUUGUGAUGAUCCCUAUUGCUGCCACUGUUCCUUCGUGUAUGGCCCUAUAUUGGGUGUCCUCCAGCACGGUAGGUCUAACUCAUAAUUUGCUGCUAAGAUCGCCAACCGUACGACGCCUCCUCCGGGUUCCAAGGACCACGGCUGACUCUGACACUCCUUACAAAGACUUAACGUCAGCAUUUAUAACAAAGUACUUUAAUAGAAAAUAGUUCAUGUGAUGUACAUUGCCUUUGUUUCUUG
This is a messenger RNA of Nanorana parkeri, 946 nucleotides long. RefSeq names its product mitochondrial inner membrane protein COX18. Gene Ontology annotation, molecular function: membrane insertase activity. The transcript is spliced from 7 exons. Lineage: Eukaryota; Metazoa; Chordata; Amphibia; Anura; Dicroglossidae. Gene Ontology annotation, cellular component: mitochondrial inner membrane. Gene Ontology annotation, biological process: mitochondrial respiratory chain complex IV assembly; protein insertion into mitochondrial inner membrane from matrix. The record is from RefSeq and is a predicted model, not a curated record. The coding region runs from base 1 to 915 and encodes 304 amino acids.